Molecule: messenger RNA, 943 nt
Organism: Pelodiscus sinensis (Chinese soft-shelled turtle)
Lineage: Eukaryota; Metazoa; Chordata; Testudines; Trionychidae
Source: RefSeq, a predicted model, not a curated record
AGCCUUUUCUUCUCAACUGAAAUGGUGACUUUGGGAAUCUUCUAAAAAAAAAAAAAAUGAAUCCCUACAAGACAUAAUGAAGAAAAUCUAUGGUGCCAUGGCCAUAUCCUCCCACCGGGUGAAAGGUCUCCAGGAGGCGGUUCUCUGCUCCCUGUGCCGGGAAUAUUUCCAGGAUCCAGUGAUUCUCAAGUGCGGGCACAACUUCUGCCGAGCCUGCAUCACCCAGUACUGUGAGGCCUCCCGAAGCGCUGCCUCCUAUGCCUGCCCGCAAUGCGGAAAGGCCUUCGGGAAAGGCGAAUUCCAGCCCAACAGGCAGCUGAGAAAUGUGGUCGAACUAACCAGAAGGCUCCCAGACCCGAGUGGGAGCAGCGCAUGCAAAGAACAUGAGGAGUUUUUGAAACUCUUCUGUGAAGUGGAUCAAGCCCCCAUCUGCCUGGUCUGCAGAGAGUCCCACAGUCACAAAGAACACACCGUGGUGCCCAUUGAUGAGGCGGCUCUGGAGUACAAGGUUAAAGUCCAAAAGCAUUUGGAGAGUUUGAAGGAGAGAGAAGAGAUUCUGUUACUUAAAUUGAGUGAGGAAAAUAAAAGCCAGGAACUGCUGAAACAGACACAAGCCGAGCGGCAGAAGAUUGUGGCCGAGUUUCAGCAGUUGCGCCACUUCCUUGAGGAACAAGAGCAACUCCUGCUGGCCCAGCUGCAGAAGCUGGAGGAGGAGAUCAUGAGGACCCAGACUGACACUGUCCGGAAACUCUCUGCACAGAUUUCCCGCCUCGUUUCCCUGAUCAGGGAGCUGGAGGGGAAGUUGCAGAAGCCUGCGAGUGAAUUCCUGAAGGUGAGUGAGGAACACAGGCACUGACUCCAGGGGGGCUCCCGGGGCUUCGGGCUUCGCAUCUGCCAGCAGUCAGCUUCCCUGCUGUGCUGUUAGUGCAUCCAGCCGGCAGCC